This is a messenger RNA of Dicentrarchus labrax (European seabass), 2895 nucleotides long. RefSeq lists its product as uncharacterized. Gene Ontology annotation, cellular component: cytoplasm; cytosol. Gene Ontology annotation, molecular function: protein-lysine N-methyltransferase activity. Lineage: Eukaryota; Metazoa; Chordata; Actinopteri; Moronidae. The coding region runs from base 123 to 1886 and encodes 587 amino acids. The record is from RefSeq and is a predicted model, not a curated record. Gene Ontology annotation, biological process: peptidyl-lysine methylation. The transcript is spliced from 8 exons.
GGUGUGUCCAACAGGAUGCUGAGUCUCUAUAACCUUGCAGUCAGAGGUCUCCGGAUGCAGUCAGACUGCUCCUGAGAUCUUUCACUGGAAGAUAAAGCAGCCAGCAGUACACAGAAUUUUAUAUGGAUACUUUGCCCCCACGCUCUGUGGCGGAAACCGGUUAUAUGAGAGCCGAAGAGGAGGACGAGGAAGAUGAGGAGGAGGAGGGAGAGGAGGAAGAUUGGGAUAAAGACGAUAAAGAAGAGGAAAAAAAUGAAUCAGCCGUCCAGAAGCAAAAAAAACCUGCCUGGGCUCCAUGUUUCUACUACAGAUUGGAUAAAGAGGUCUACCAUUAUGUCGGGCAGGAGAUCAUCAUAGAAGAAGGUCUUGACUCCUAUGCAGGCAUGAUAUGGCCGGCGGCUCUGGCUCUCUGCCACUACCUGGAUACCCAUCGUGAACAGCUCAGUCUUGUGGACAAGGCAGUCCUGGAGAUCGGUGCGGGAACUGGCCUCGUGUCUGUCGUAGCAGCGCUCCUUGGUGCCUGGGUGACAGCCACAGACCUUCCAGUGGUCCUGAACAACCUGAGAGUCAACCUGUCCAGGAACACCAGGGGGCGUUGCAGACACACGCCCCAGUUGGCGGCACUGUCCUGGGGCUACGACCUGGAGCGCACCUACCCUUCAUCAGUGUAUCACUACGACUACGUGCUGGCAGCUGAUGUGGUCUACCAUCACGACUUCCUGGACGAGCUCCUGGUCACCAUGAAGCACUUCUGCAAACCAGGAACGACUCUGAUCUGGGCCAACAAGGUCAGGUUUGAGACUGAUCUGACUUUCACUGAGAACUUUAAAAAGGCUUUUCACACAAGCCUGCUGGCUGAAGACGGAGAGAUGAAGAUCUUCAUGGCAACAUGUAGAGAAGAGGAGGAGGGAGAAGCCAAUGUGGGCAUGGAAGUCCAAGGAUCCAAGGAGGAGGCUGAGGAUGAAGAGGAUGACGAGCUUUGCAAUGUUAAUAUAGAAAAAUGUAAAGGAAAAGAAAAUAAUGAUGAUGUAAGAGAGGAACCUCACAUGUCAGAGUCUGAAAGAGGAGAUGACGAGGAAGAAAAAAACAAGCUUGAGGCUGAUGAAGAGGAGGAGAUGGAGGAGAUAAUGGUUCUCAAACAUAACGGCUAUAAAGAGGAUGAGGAGGAUAAACCGGAGAGCAAUGACUCAUGUUGUUCAGCCAGUAAUGAAGAAGCUACAGCACAAGGGCACAUCGAACAAACACCUGUGCAGCAGUACACUAAACCAGUUUGGGUUCCCAGCAUUAACACUUGCCUUGGUAAAGAUAUCUACCAUUACGCAGGGCAGGACAUUGUCAUUUAUGAGUCCAUAGACUCUUUUGGAGCUGUGAUGUGGCCAGCAGCGUUGGCUCUGUGCUCCUUCCUAGACAACAACAGGCAGAGGGUGAACCUGCAGGGAAAGGAGGUGCUGGAGCUGGGAGCAGGAACAGGACUGGUAACCAUUGUGGCCAGUCUGCUGGGAGCUUCAGUCACAGCUACAGACUUACCUGAGGUGUUAGGUAACCUCCGGGCCAAUGUGAUGAGGAACACCAGGGGGAAUUGCAGACACACGCCCCAGUUUGCGGCACUGUCCUGGGGCUACGACCUGGAGCGCACCUACCCUUCAUCAGUGUAUCCCUACGACUACGUGCUGGCAGCUGAUGUGGUCUACCAUCACGACUUCCUGGACGAGCUCCUGGUCACCAUGAAGCACUUCUGCAAACCAGGAACGACUCUGAUCUGGGCCAACAAGGUCAGGUUUGAGACUGAUCUGACUUUCACUGAGAACUUUAAAAAGGCUUUUCACACAAGCCUGCUGGCUGAAGACGGAGAGAUGAAGAUCUUCAUGGCAACGUGUAGAGAGUGAGAGACAGAGAAGAUGUAGAUGGAUAACUCAAAGUGUAAUUCUUAGUUUACGUAAUAAUUUGUAAAGCCAUUUAAAUGUGUUUGACAGUUUCUCAGCUUCAAGAAAAUCGAACAUGCCUCACAGGUUUCUUUGGAUGGUUUCCUGCAAACUUUUGUAUAUGAAUUUAUAAAAGAUCAAGAGUGUCAGUUUGGUUCUAUAGUGGCUAGAAGAUUUAAAGGUAAAGGUUUACACAGCCUCUCUUCAUCUCCAGCCUGAACAAAAUACUGAAUUUCAGCUGCAAUUUUGCAGUUUUCUUCUGUCCAUUGGUGGUCUUGGGCUUUAUUACUGCUGUGUAGAAAGAAGGGCUUUUUACCUCUAUGUUCAUCAGGGCCUGAUUGUCUAAUAAUCUGUCCAUCAGAAGAGAGUUAGAGCAGGUUAUUCCCUGCUGGCUUCAUGUAUGUACAGAUUUAAAACAUAAUAUGCUCAUAUUUAAACUCUUUAUUAUUCACUGUUUACAGCUGUGAGAACUACAGGGGUUACCUCCUGUAGAGGCAGUACAAAAUGAAUUUUAGCUUAGCUGUUGUCUUUCGCUUAUUGAGAAUAUGAUGGUCUUUUUCACUCCACGUUAUCCACGUCUGACACCAUGUUUACUACCUUACGAAGCACUAUAUUUAGCCUGAAAAGCCUGUGCUACAUAAGGUUCAAUAAUCAAAUCAAUUAUCUCUGUGUGGGAGUGAAACAUUUAGUUAAUUAAUUAUAGUCAAGUAGACAGUUGUUUUUUUAAUUUUUUAAGAUCAAAUGCCAAAACAUUUGGUGGUUCCAGCUUCUCAAAUGUAAUAAUGGAUAAACCAUAUUAAUAAAUGUAAUUUUCAAAUUUCCUUUUUCACUCCUUUAAAGGCAACAAUUUAUCAGUGAAUAAAGAAAACUCAUGUAUUACAUAGAUUUGCAGCCAUUGCACAGUGUGACGUCUUGUUUUUUGUGUGUGAACAGUAUUUUUUUUUACACAUUUAAUAAAAAAAAUGAAUGAAAA